CACUCACUCAUACAGAGAAAGGUUGUCGGUUGUGGUGGUUGAAAUUUCAAUUCGCUCUCGCGGAGUUUUAUGAAGCUGCUCUUGAAAGUGUUGUUUACCCAGAAAACGGACGAUUUAAAUGAAGAAUAAAAUAUGAAAAAUAAAUAGAAGUAAAGUGAAAGCCAUUAGUUCUGAAAUACGGUUAAUAUAAUAAAGAAAUUCUCAGCGCAAGUUGGUGGACUCCUCGAUUCUCGUCGCGAGUGCCUUUUUCGUGCGAGAUUCCUUCGUGCUUGAUACGGUUUUGGUUUACAUACGUAUGUACAUACAUAUGUAUAUACAUAUAUAAACACAUUUUUACAAAUCCAGUUCUCGUUUUGUUGUGUAUGGAUGUAUGAGUGAGCAUACAUAUACAUAUCUCGAAGUGGCAAUCAUCAAAUGCACGUAGCUUCCAAACAAAAGAAAAAAUGUAUAUUUUGGAAAGAUAACAAGUAAAAAGAAUCAAGGAGGAUUCAAAAGCCGCUAAAUUUAACAAGAACCCAAUAUGGAAUUCAAACCGGAGCCCCUUCUUUCAAGUUGAUCCUUAAAAUAAUUUUAGAAACAAAAAAAGAUUUAUAUAAGUCUGAUGUAAAAUACGGUAGCAAUACCAAUUGAUCUCCUCAAACUUUUAACUAAAAAAUUAGCAAUUAAAAGUUUAAUCAUUAAGCGCAAAACAAUAUAACCAUCCUUAAAAAUGGAAUUCAUCAUAAAAAUGCACUGCCUAUUGUGGAUUGCAUAUUCGAUUUGUGUUUUUCUGAUGGCGCCACGGGCUUAUGCUGCAGCUGGAUCUCAAGGUGUGCCUACAUGGAUGUGUCUGGGGCUAAGAUCGCCUUUUAUUGAAUUCGGAAGUCAAGACGAACAGCUGGCUAAUACAAGUAUUCCUCUUAAUAUCACUAAAGAUGAACAAGCAUAUAUGCACCAAGAGGGCCUACGUAAGCUUGGAACUUUUAUAAAACCUGUAGAUUUGCGAGACUCUCAGACUGGAUUUGUAAAAACAGAUCUCACUAAAAGACUGACAAACGAUCCGCAAAGAUCUCGACGCAUACAUCCAAUACAGGAAGAAAUGGAUCAAAAACAAAUUGUACUUCUUGACGAUGAUACCGAUGAAAACGGUCUGCCCGCUAGCCUAACUGAUGAGGACCGCAAGUUUAUAGUACCAAUGGCACUAAAGAAUGCAUCACCUGAUCCUGGGUGGCUUGAUUCUGCCUCUUCCAGUCCCCAAGUUGUAAAAUCUACAUUCGAAGCAGCUUCUGAUACACAACGUCGAGCCACGCCAAUAGCACACAGCAGUAAAACGCCGAAACUAGAAGUAGACCCCGCGUCCAAUAUAGACGAUUUAAAGAAGCAUAUAUUGUUCUUGCACAAUAUGACUAAAACAAAUACAAACUUUGAAUCGAAGUUUGUUAAAUUCCCAAGCUUGCAAAAAGACAAAGCAAAGCAGGCCGCUGGUUCACCAACGAACGUGAAACGCCCGCCUAGACCAGUAUUCCAAUAUGCUGCUCCGAUAGCUCCGCCGACACGCCAAGUUCCGCAGGGCGCACAUACUCCAGGUCAGCAGCCGUUUGGUGGUUACUACCAUAACGAUGAAGAUAUAAACAGUUUGUCGUCUUUUCUAAAACCAGUUUCUGAUACCAAUGCUUCUGCUCAAAACGAUGGGGACCGAAAGAUGGAAAAAAUGCACAAUCCUCCAGUACAUUUAUUGAAUGAGAUUCAGUCAACGACUUGGUCGACCACUGAAGAGAUAGUGCCCACUAUAGUGAGCUCAGGGAAUUUGCAACCCGCACGCACAACGAAGCGACCUGCUUGUCUUCGUAAUCCAGAAUCGCCAAAAUGUGUUCGUCAGAGGCGACGCGAAGAGCAACAACGCCAGCGUGAGCGUGAUGAGUGGUUUAGAGGUCAAUCAGAAUACAUACAACCUCGAUUUCAACCUAUCAUCCAAACAAUCAAUAAUACCAGGCGUUUCGCCGUUUCUAUUGAGAUACCGGACUCUUUUAGAGUACUUACCGCUUUGAAUUCCCCCUCCGACGAAAUAAAGGAGGAACAACAGAAUCGUAUGAAGCGUUCCCAGCCACGUGGUCAUAAACCCCUAAAAGAUUUGAUUGAAGGCUCUGUGGAAAAGACUUUAGAUAAGCUGGCUCAUGAAACUGAUUAUUUCGAUCGGGAUAUUGUGAUGACGUCUGCAGAUGUCACGAGUGGACACGAUUUUGUGAUCGCUAAGAUGACCGAAAACGGAUCAGUAUCGCCUAAUGAACCGUACAAUGAGACAACAUCAAGACUUAAUGCGUACUCUGAAAAAGUAGACCUAAAUCCAAAUAAUUGUUAUAAAAUCAAUGGCUUAAGCUACGGGCAAAGAAAACAAUGUGUGAAGCAUACUAGUGUUAUGCCAGCGAUUAGCCGUGGUGCUCGUGCAGCUAUUCAAGAGUGCCAAUUUCAAUUUAAAAGCCGCCGCUGGAACUGCAGUACAACUGACGACGAAACAGUUUUUGGUCCUAUGACAAUUUUGGCGGCACCAGAAAUGGCAUUUAUUCAUGCACUUGCAGCAGCAACAGUGACUAGCUUUAUAGCACGUGCGUGUCGAGAUGGCCAGUUAGCGUCAUGUGGCUGCUCGCGUGGGAAUCGGCCUAAACAGCUUAAUGACGAUUGGACAUGGGGAGGUUGUGGUGACAAUCUGGAGUACGCUUAUAAAUUUGCUACCGAUUUCAUUGAUGUGCGGGAAAAAGAGGCUCACCGUGAAACUCGCGGCGUUCGCAAACGGGCUCGGGAAUUUACACAGAGCCAAAUGCAGAGGACACAAAUGCAGGCUGACGAUAUCAAAACCUUUGGAACGUCAACAUUAAAAAUGUCAAAUUUAACGAGUUUGAUUGAUGCAAAAAAUGGCACUGUCGAGAACGUGUCAAGAGAACUCAGGAAAAAGCCGAGUGGAAAAAAUAAUUCUUUUCGUAACGAACUUGUGGUAACAGCAACUCCAUUAAAACUUAAAAAAAAAGAGGAUAGUGGACUAGGACUACCAGACGACCUAUUCGAGCUUCAGCAACGUAUUACAAAAGAAAUACUCAAUUCGAAACUAGAGGGAAGGGAAAUGCUGGUAUUGCAGGAAAAAAUUAAUCGGGAGAUAUUAAACUCGAAAAUUUUUCAAGCAGACGAUAAAAGCAAUCGACGUAAACGGAAGCGGAAAAAUCAACGGGCUGUAGUCGAAGACGCGCCUAGUGCAGGUAACAUUGACAGAGGAAAUUAUGUGGAUGGAGUGGAUACACGAACCACAACAACCACCAAGGCUCGAAGCCUAAUGAAUUUACAUAACAAUGAAGCAGGUCGUCGGGCCGUCAUUAAAAAAACUCGAAUUACUUGCAAGUGUCAUGGAGUCUCUGGAUCAUGCAGUUUAAUUACUUGCUGGCAGCAAUUAUCAUCUAUAAGAGAAAUUGGUGAUUAUCUUCGUGAGAAAUUCGAAGAGGCAACUAAAGUGAAACUUAAUAAACGAGGACGCCUUCAGGUUAAAGAUUCGCAGUUUAAAGUACCCACAGCACAUGACCUUAUUUACAUAGAUGAAAGUCCCGACUGGUGUCGCAACAAUUAUAUUCUGCAUUGGCCUGGUACGCAUGGUCGAGUUUGUCAAAAGAGCUCAUCGGGUCUUGAUAGCUGUGCUAUUCUUUGCUGCGGUCGAGGCUAUAAUACCAAAAAUAUUGUGGUUCACGAACGGUGUAAUUGCAAGUUCCAUUGGUGCUGCCAGGUCAAAUGCGAAGUUUGUACAAAGGUACUGGAAGAGCACACAUGUAAAUAGAAUUUUUAAGAAACAGAAUAAAACUAUCCAAUUGUUCACGACAUAGCCAUUAUAAAUUUAAUGCAUAUUUCCGUAAAUUAUUUAUUGAAAUUCAGAAGUUACAAAAUCAGGCAUUCUGCUAGGCUUCCUGGUAAUUGUUUUUUAACAAUAAAACAGGCUACUUAAUCAUUAUAUUUUCAUUCCUACGAAAUGACUAUAGAGAUAAGUAAGACUAUUUAACAAUAUUUAAAAUUAAUGGUUGCUUAAUUUAAUAUUAAUAUUCAUUAUUCACGACUUGGAACACAAUAUUAACUUGCUCCGGCAACAGAAACAGCAAUUAAUCAUGUAUGUAACUACUUUGUGAAAACACUAUUUAUUCGUAAUAAUUUGUAUUCAGCGUAAAAUAGCUUCGAUGUUCAAUACUUCUAGGGUUUUAGUAAGUUUAAUUCGUAAAACGAGUGUAUUAAAAAGUCAGAAGAAUUGCCACUGAUUUUAAAAUAUACAAAUUGAUGAGUGUGACGAGUAGCUAAUAAUUCGAUUUUAGCGCUAGAAUAAGUUUAAUUAGAUCUAAGUAGAUGCAAUGAUCAACCUAUGCUCUAAACGUAAUUUACUUUUGUAAGUAUACAUAUGUAUGUACAUAUGUAUAUGUAUAUGAUUUAGCAUGAAUUGUGUGUCUUCCAACGUGUGGGAG
This is a messenger RNA of Drosophila subobscura, 4463 nucleotides long. RefSeq names its product protein Wnt-5 (gene Wnt5). Bases 710 to 3793 code for a protein of 1027 amino acids. The record is from RefSeq and is a predicted model, not a curated record. Lineage: Eukaryota; Metazoa; Arthropoda; Insecta; Diptera; Drosophilidae. Gene Ontology annotation, molecular function: cytokine activity; frizzled binding. Gene Ontology annotation, biological process: cell fate commitment; canonical Wnt signaling pathway; neuron differentiation. The transcript is spliced from 10 exons. Gene Ontology annotation, cellular component: extracellular region.